Messenger RNA from Hydra vulgaris (swiftwater hydra), 1784 nucleotides. RefSeq names its product inosine-5'-monophosphate dehydrogenase 1. Gene Ontology annotation, biological process: GTP biosynthetic process. The record is from RefSeq and is a predicted model, not a curated record. NCBI's taxonomy places the organism in Eukaryota, Metazoa, Cnidaria, Hydrozoa, Anthoathecata, Hydridae. Gene Ontology annotation, molecular function: IMP dehydrogenase activity. Gene Ontology annotation, cellular component: cytoplasm.
GAGAUUCUAAAACCCGUCACUAGCCGCAUAUUAAUUCCUUUGACAUUUUUUCCCCAUGACAUUUAUCCGUUCAUUCGAUGAAAUAGUUCUUAAAUUUAAUUAUAUAAUAUUCUUAAGAUAAAUUAACUUUCUUGUGCAAAGAAAAUGUCCGAAUCACUUGGUUCUGAAGAUGGCACAAGUAUAUUUGAUUUGAUGAAUUCUGGUGCAGGAUUAACUUAUGAUGAUUUCAUUAUUCUACCUGGAUACAUAGACUUUGGCACUACAGAUGUACAACUUCAAACUCCAAUUACAAAAAAGAUUACUUUGAAAACUCCUUUUAUCAGCUCCCCUAUGGAUACAGUUACAGAAUUUGAGAUGGCAAAAACCAUGGCACUCUUAGGUGGCAUUGGAAUUAUUCAUCAUAACUGUACAAUAGAAUUUCAAGCAAAUCAAGUUCGCAAAGUUAAAAAAUUUGAGCAGGGAUUUAUUACAGAUCCAAUUGUGUUAUGCCCCUCACAUACUAUUGCUGAUGCAAAAGCCAUUCAAAAAAAAUUUGGUUUUUCAGGUUUCCCUAUUACAGAUAAUGGAAAGGUUGGUGGGGAGUUACUUGGUAUGCUGACAAAUCGAGAUAUAGAUUUUGUUAAAAAAGAAGCUUUUUCUACACCUGUUUGUGAGGUAAUGACUAAAAGAAAAGAUUUAAUUGUUGCUAUGGAAGGAAUUACGUUGCAGCAAGCUAAUGAAAUUUUAGCCCAGAGCAAAAAAGGAAAACUUCCAAUUAUCAAUGAUCAACAAAAAUUGGUAUCUGUUAUAUCACGAACAGAUUUAAAAAAAAAUCGUGACUUUCCUCUUGCUUCAAAAGAUUCAAAAAAACAACUUUUAGUUGGUGCAGCUAUAAGUACUCAUGAUGAUGACAUACCUCGUCUAGCUGCACUUGUUGAGGCUGGUGUUGAUGUUGUAGUAUUGGAUUCUUCUCAAGGAAACUCUUGCUAUCAAAUAGAGAGAAUUAAACAAAUCAAGCGUGAGUAUCCGUUUUUAGAAGUUAUUGGCGGGAACGUGGUCACUGUUGCACAGGCUAAAAACCUUAUUGAUGCUGGUGUUGAUGGUUUGAGAAUAGGAAUGGGUAGUGGUUCUAUAUGUAUCACCCAAGAAGUAUGCGCUGUUGGUAGACCUCAAGCAACAGCUGUAUUUAAAGUAUCAGAGUAUGCUCGUCGUUUUAAUGUUCCGUGUAUCGCUGAUGGCGGUAUAGCUAAUGUGGGACACAUCAUUAAAGCGUUGAGUCUAGGCGCUUCUGCUGUUAUGAUGGGAUCAUUGUUAGCAGGAAGCUCUGAAGCACCUGGAGAGUACUUUUAUGCAGAGGGUGUCAGAUUAAAGAACUAUAGGGGUAUGGGGUCUCUUAGUGCAAUGGAAAGUAAAGGUAGUCAAACUAGAUACUUUGUAGAAGAAAAGAAAAAUGUUAAAGUUGCCCAAGGCGUAUCAGGUACAGUUCAAGAUAAGGGAAGUUUGUUUCAAUUUAUUCCAUAUUUAAUUGCUGGUGUUCAACAUGGUUGUCAAGACAUUGGCGCCAAAAGUCUUACUAGCUUGAGGUCAAUGAUGUACAGUGGAGAGAUGAAGUUUGAACGAAGAACUCCUUCAGCACAAAAAGAAGGCGGAGUUCAUGGUUUACACUCAUACACAAAACAGCUCUAUUGAGACAAUACUCUAUUUGCAAUGAGUUUUUUGGGGGUGUGGUUUUUUUUUUUUUUUUUUUUUUUAAUAAUAUUGAAGAAGUUAUUGUAAAAAAUUUUAUAUAUAUAUAUAUUGCUAAA